CCUACCCAAUGCGCUGUAUGACAUUUGGCAGUUAGCACACAUGGUGCAAUUGUUUUUGCGGAUUUUUCCAAAAUGAAACUCGUAGAAAAAGCCAAACGCAAGAAACAGAACAUAAAACACAGACAAAUAGAUAAAUCUAAAAAGGGCCAAGUGCUUAUAGUAGCUCAGGAAAUUAAGUUUGCCCGUCUAUUAUCGGGGAAUGAAAAGAAGUCCCGCGACCGUGUGUUGAAAACGUUAAAGAAAUGGCUUUCUAGCUGUUUCCAUAAAGGAUAUGAUUUCAAAGAAGAUGAUUUCACAAGAGUGUGGAAAGGCUUGUUCUAUGCAGUGUGGAUGUCGGACAAACCCUUGGUGCAGGAGGAGUUGUGUGAUAACAUUGCCGGAAUACUCGAGCUGUUUCCAAAUGACCAGUUCAAACAUGCCAUCAUGAUGAUAAAAGCUGGUCUACGGGUCCUGGCCACAGAGUGGUUUGGUAUAGAUCAGCAUCGUAUGGACAAAUUUAUGAUGCUGGUCCGACGUUUCCUACGUGGCAGUCUUGGAUGUCUGCAAAGAUGCAAUUGGGAUGUGGAUAAUUGUAAAAUGUACUCAAAAAUGUUAUCCAGUUCAGAUGGUAUACUAGCAGCAAAGACGCCACAUUACGCGCGUAAUGCUACCUCCAUGCUACUGCACUUCAUUGACUGUUUUUUGGAAGAAGUGUCCAAGGUAUCAAGCGGAGAGAUCCCAGAUGACAGUUUGGUUGAACUGCUGCAUCCGUUUAUUGCAUACAUGAACAGCGGCGAGUGUCCGACGCUGGUGGUGCGCGCGCGCCGCGUGCUGACGUGGCUGCUGCGACAGUCCUCGCUGGGACUCGCCUACCAGGACGCCACCAGGGCGUGGCACCAGAUGGGAUGUCCUGAAGGCGGUCCAGAGGCUCUGGAGCUGGUGUCUGAUGAGGAGGAAGAUGUCCAGAAUGGCGAUGGCUCAGGAACAGAGUCCGAUGAAGAACAAGACCCAAGAAACAAACCUCUCGACCCCCGGGCCGGUCGUGUAGACGUGGAGUUGAACCCACUGCCGGUGCCGGCCGAGAAGAUCGCCGCUGCACUGCGCGAACAACUGCGCAGCGCUUCUUCGAAAGCGCAUAAAAGGAUCAAGAUCUUUAUGCAGAGAUUCGAGAAGCUGGCCAAAGAGGAGUACCCGCUGGCGAUUCCGCGCAGUGACUGGUCGCGCAACAGCGGCCGGCGCAUCUCCGCGCAGAAGUCCGCCACCAAGCUAUUAGCACUUGAUUCACAACUCAAGGACAGCUCCGAUGAACUGGCGCUUAGAGGUUUGAGUAGGAAGCAUCGGAAGCGGUUACUCGCUAUGUCCCGCGCCGGAGUCAACAUCGCCGACGAAGUGGAGAAAAUGAGACAGAAUAUGGCCGGAAAGGAACAAGAAACUAAAACAAAUAAUGGUGGUUGGCAAGUUGAAGAAGCAGAGCCGGAAGCUAAGAAAACUAAAUUGAAUGAGAAAAAGAAUCUUGAACAAAAGGAGAAACCUCUAGAAAGAAAACGUAAAGAGCCUUCUACUGAUAAUACUGCUAAUAAAAAGCUAAAAACUGAAGAAAAAGGCAAGAAAGAUGUAGGAAAGAAAGUAAAGGAUGUUAUUUUAAAUGGUGCUGAAGGAAAAGAUAGUGUUGUAGGUGUAACAAGUAGUAAAAAGUUAAAAGUGCAACCGAAAGUAAAAAAAGAUAUUACAGAUACGAAAGACAGUAAGGAGACUAUUAAAACUAAGGUACAGGAAAAAAGUGGUAAUAAUGUAGUUAACGGUAUAAAUAAAAAGAAAUUAAAAAAAUCUCCAAAAGUUAUCAAAGAUAACACAGAAAAGGAAGUGACUCAUAAGGUAAACAAAAAACAAAAGCCCAUUGUAAAUGGUGUCCAUAAACAUGAAAAUAACAAAAGUCCUGACAAAAAGUUGGGCAAGGAUAAACCCAUUGUACUAGUGAAUAAAGUGAAAAAUUUCCAAAAAAGCACAAAAAAAGAUGCAGAAAGGAAAUUAUUGACUACACCGAAAAAGGUGAAGUUUGUACUUAAGAAUAAUUCAAUGCAAGGAGCAGUGGAUUAUUACAAAAGUGUGAGACAAAGUCCAAACAUCCCCUAUAACCCUAGUAAAAAACCGACUAAAACCAAUCUGAAGCCGUCUACCCCCUCCCCAAUAAACCCCUUUUUUAAAAAGAAGUUGAAACUUAAAUAAAACAUUCUGAUAUUUUUUAUUUGAUUUUGGGAUAUAAUUAUGCGCCUAUUUCACGACUUCUAAGUAAAUGCGAUUCGUCAAAUCUUACUUAUAUAAUAAAUCUGAAAGAUGUUUGAAUGUUUGUUAGAAGUUAAUUCAGAAAAGAGUUUUGUUAAGCGUUGCUGAAUCAAUGAAUCCAUGAGUUAGGACUUGUUUAUACUUGUAUAGCUUUGACGAAUAAUAUUCACUUGAAUAUUGUGGAACACGCCUUAUCAACCUUUACAAAGUUUCCCAAACCUGACUGACACUAGACACAAGGAAGAAAGAAUAAUGAGAAAUUGACAAACUGUGACUAUAUAUUACAAUGUUUAUUGGUAUGAUCCAUUUUCAUAGGACUUGUUUAAAGUAUAAAUAAAUCUUUAACUUGUUAUUUCACAAGGAGGUUGUGUUUUUCAUCAAAAUCAACUUAAAUACAAUUGUGUUGGGAUUCUUUUUCGUAUAAAUUGCACUUGUAAAUCAUGAUAUGGUUUGUUUACAUUUUCGACAAAUUCAAUUGAAAUGAUGAUUGAGUGAAGCAGGGUUUAGAUUAGCAAGAAACUUGCAGAAGUUGUCUUCCGCAAUCCAUUUUUUCUGUGUACAGACACCGCAAACUGAAUUCUGCAAAUUUUAAAACUUGCAGGACCUCUCUAGUGUAUGAAAUUAUUGACAUAUUGCCGUUAAUGAAAACGCAUUCAAAGUUCUUGCGCAAUAUAUGUCUGCGACAACUUGCUAAUCAAACCCUAGCUUAAUUAAAGGCGUAUCAUAUGAUAUUGUAAUUCUGGUGUUGCUGUUCAAGGGCACUUGUGCCUUAGUAUAUGGAGAGUUACACCCCAUCUCGCCGUUCAGUAAAGAUAUCAUUUUACAUAUUAGCUCAAUUUUAUAUAAUGCAGAAUUAUUUAAAAUGUGCCAUUCUUAUAAUGAAAUGUGUUUAAAAUACCAGUUAAAGUCAAGUGAGUUAACGUUGAGUGUAACUGAUGGUGGACCACAAAUUAUGUUUAUGGGUAACUGAGUUAGAUACGAGAAACCUGAAACCGAAGCCACCUAUCUCGAUGCAACCAUUGUCCCAAGGUUAUGAGUGUAGCCAUCAUAUAAAGUUAACGAACAUGUCCCUAUGGCUUCAUAGUUAAGUUUUUAGAAUAAUUUUGUUAACGUUACGAAGUUAAUAUAGUUGAUAUGAAAUUGA
Messenger RNA from Manduca sexta (tobacco hornworm), 3406 nucleotides. RefSeq names its product ribosomal RNA processing protein 1 homolog (gene Nnp-1). The transcript has 11 exons. Gene Ontology annotation, biological process: rRNA processing. Bases 73 to 2205 code for a protein of 710 amino acids. NCBI's taxonomy places the organism in Eukaryota, Metazoa, Arthropoda, Insecta, Lepidoptera, Sphingidae. Gene Ontology annotation, cellular component: preribosome, large subunit precursor; nucleus; preribosome, small subunit precursor. The record is from RefSeq and is a predicted model, not a curated record.